AUGGUUACUGGUAUGUGCCAGAUAUGUUCAUUUUUUGGUGAUUGCAAUGCAAUGUCAUCUUCCUCUCCCUCAAAGUUGGCCACACAGCCCGGUGUCUCAUCUACGACUACUCUGGCUGUGGCCAUAGUAACCUCCAGCACUACGAUUGUCACUUCGCUCAGCUCAACUCCGUCAGCAGCUGUCACUGCUGUGAACCAGAUUUCCUCGUUGGCCACCGUUUCGUCAGCUAGUGUGCUGUCUCCGCCCUCAACUUCUACAACCGCUCUCAGCACGACUACUCCUGCUUCACCAAGCAGUCCCGCUGCUCCAUCCGAAACAUUGAAAUGCAAGGAAAUAGGACGCUUGCGAGAUACAGAGUUUCUUGCGAACAUUGGUUUCACCAGGCAAGUCACCCUCGAACAAUGCACAGCAACCUGUCUCGCGGCGCCCGCAUGCACAUAUUUCAUCUUCAGAAAUGGAGCUGACUGUCUUCUCUUUGGUGGGAAUGUCGCUACAUCUGGACCUGUCGUCCCAAGUCCAGACUAUAACUUGUAUGAGAGAGGCUGUUUUGCCACAAUGGUUUCAAGCUCGACAUAUCUGUCUCCGACAUCCGUGAUUUCCACUACCUCGUCAAGCAGUUCUGGAUCUCCAUCUGCUUCUCCGACACCUGCCGUCUCGGCUCCGCUCUGCGAUGUGCGGGGAUCUCCUGAACAUGCGCAAAACAUGUUCAUAGGGGCAUACCGAGACGACGAAGUUGGAACAUGCUCAUCCAGGUGCUUCAGGAGUCCGGAAUGCACCUACUUCAUUCUCCAAUCUGGUUCGUGUUCCUUGUAUAAAGGCGUACUCGCGGAGGGUGGCCUGAUCAUUCCCAACAACUACAAUCGUCUGUACGAGAAGACUUGCUUCCAGACCGUGGCUUCGAGUUCGUCCGCAUUUUAUUCGUCAACUCAAGUCACCAGAAGCUCGACUUCGUCAGCCACGCCAACCAGCUCUACUCCAACUGAAACGACUACUUCUACAACCCCUUGA
Messenger RNA from Parastagonospora nodorum SN15, 1008 nucleotides. RefSeq lists its product as hypothetical. The record is from RefSeq and is a predicted model, not a curated record. The transcript is spliced from 2 exons. The coding region runs from base 1 to 1008 and encodes 335 amino acids. Lineage: Eukaryota; Fungi; Ascomycota; Dothideomycetes; Pleosporales; Phaeosphaeriaceae.